AUGAAUGACGUCUUCAGGUUAUUGCUUGCUUCUUCAUCAUUUGUUUUAUUGUUUGGAAUGAUUUCAAAAUACAUCAAGAACAAUCUAUUUCUAUCGGAAUCAUUAAUUUCAGUGCUCGUAGGAAUAGUUCUUGGCCAUCACGGAUUGAAUGUUUUUGACACGAAUUACGUCUAUUCCAAAAUCAUGAUGUACAAUUUUUCAAGGAUUGUUCUCUGUAUCCAGACAAUGACUGUUGCAAUGUCCUUACCAAAAAACUAUGUGGUUGUGAAAUGGCAAUCCAUCUUUUUUCUUGUUAUCGUAGUAGGCAUAAUCAAAUGCUCAUUUUCAUUCUGUCUGGUAUAUCUCUUCACAAACUACAACAAAUCUAUCUCAUGGUCAUUAGCCUCCUGCCUGACUCCUACAGAUCCUAUCCUAAGCUCCAGUAUAAUACAUGGAAAACUUGCAAUGAAGAUGGUUCCAGAAAGAAUCAGACUACUUCUUGCCGCAGAAAGUGGAAUAAAUGAUGGAAUGGGGAUUUUCCUCCUCUUUCUUGGGCUGGAUUUACUUGGGCAUGGACUAGAGAAUGGGAUUUAUCCAUUCAUCAUAAAUAGCAUACUCAUCAGAGUGCUAUUUUCUGCAGUUAUAGGCCUUUCCGUUGGCAUUCUGUCAAGGCAAGGUCUGAAGUAUUGCUAUACAAGAAGAUUGGUAGGUGUUGAAUCCUUUCUUGCUCAUGGUAUAAUCCUUGCUGUGUUUUCAAUGGCACUUAUGGAGUUUAUAGGCGGAAGCGAGCUGAUAUGCAUAUUCUUUGCUGGAAUAAUGUUUCCCUUUGACGAGUGGUUUGUGCUGGAGACCAAGAACUCAAGCCUGCAAGAAAUAACAGACACAAUCCUCAGCACCUCGUUCUUCUUGUUUUUCGGCUCCAGAAUAGAUUUUGGAAGAUUUACGUUAUCAAAUGUAAUUGUAUCACUUGUCAUAAUUUUCAUCAGAAGGCCUGUCAUAUGUUGCCUUACGUAUCGUCAAAUCCCCGAGCUAAGGUCUCGAAGAGAGGCCUUGUUUGUAGGGUGGUUUGGCCCUAUCGGCGUAGGUGCACUGUACUAUGCACUUCUUACUGACAAGAUCCAGGAGACGCUUACAAUCGACUUUGUCAGCUGUACUGUGUUUCUGAGUGUAAUGAUACAUGGAUUGACAGUCCCCAUAUAUACCUACAUGAAAAGAGAGAGCUUGAAUUUCAAUUAUGAAGGGGAAGAACGCUCAAAUGUUCUCUGGCACGAAGGCUGGGGACCUUAG
Molecule: messenger RNA, 1266 nt
Organism: Encephalitozoon romaleae SJ-2008
Lineage: Eukaryota; Fungi; Microsporidia; Unikaryonidae
Product: Na+/H+ antiporter
Exons: 1
Coding region: 1-1266 (421 amino acids)
Biological process (GO): proton export across plasma membrane; regulation of membrane potential; sodium ion export across plasma membrane
Cellular component (GO): plasma membrane
Molecular function (GO): sodium:proton antiporter activity
Source: RefSeq, a predicted model, not a curated record